GCCACGGGCACAGAGCCACAGACCACGCCUUCUGCUUCUCCGGUUCUCCCUGCCUCACUCCGCGGAACAUCCCCGCGUUUCCCACCCCGUUCUUGUGCUGUCUGUGUUGCCAGCUCUUCUCCUCCAAUGGCGUCAAGGGCGGCGCUCCUCCUCUGCGUUUCGGUGGUCCUCGCCGCAGCAGCCGCUGCCGAGGCCAGGGACUUCGUCGUCGGCGGUGCCAACGACGGCUGGAAGGCGCAGGUGCAGCCUGACGCGCUCACCAAGUGGGCCUCAGUCCUCCGCUUCCAGAUCGGCGACAAGCUCGUGUUCAAGCUCGACGGCGCGGCGGACUCGGUGCUGGAGGUGACCCGGGACGACUACAACCGCUGCAGCACGGCGGCUCCGCUCGCCACCCACAAGGCCGUCGCCGGCGGCAGCGCCGCCACGGUGCCGCUGCCCCGCUCCGGGCCAUACUAUUUCGUCGGCAGUGCUCCGGGCAGCUGCAAAAAGGGCGAGCGCCUCCUCCUCAUCGUCCUGUCGGAGAAGCACGGCCGUGCCCGCCUCCGGGGCCUCGCGCCCGUGCUGGCCCCGGCGCUCGCGCCCGAGGCUCAGUCCCCACUUGCCGCCAGUUCCGUUGGGGGCCCUGCCGCGGCGCCGGCGCCAGCCACCGGGGCGGCCGGGAGGACGGCGGCUGCUGGGAACGGUGGUCAGCUGCUUCUCGGCGCCGCCGCCGUUCUUGGGGCUCUGCUUGUUGGGUGGUAGUGGCGUUUUGUGUACUUUGAUUCGUUUUGCUUGCUGUUAAGCUCAAAGGAAACAAGGAAAGGGUCUGCUUCUUCUUCUGUCUGUAGAAGAAGAGAGGGUAGUUUGUGGGGCCUAGUUUGUGUGGGAGAUGAUCAAUCAUAAAUGGAUAAUUCACAAAUCAUGACAUGGUUGCAUCAAGUUUUUACUACUCCUUUGGGCAAUAAGAGCCACCGAAAUGUCGUGUUA
Molecule: messenger RNA, 966 nt
Organism: Setaria italica (foxtail millet)
Lineage: Eukaryota; Viridiplantae; Streptophyta; Magnoliopsida; Poales; Poaceae
Product: early nodulin-like protein 1
Exons: 2
Coding region: 127-741 (204 amino acids)
Cellular component (GO): plasma membrane
Molecular function (GO): electron transfer activity
Source: RefSeq, a predicted model, not a curated record